Chenopodium quinoa (quinoa) is the source of this 1820-nucleotide messenger RNA. RefSeq lists its product as uncharacterized. Lineage: Eukaryota; Viridiplantae; Streptophyta; Magnoliopsida; Caryophyllales; Amaranthaceae. The record is from RefSeq and is a predicted model, not a curated record. The transcript is spliced from 3 exons. Bases 621 to 1073 code for a protein of 150 amino acids.
AUCAUGUAUUAUAAAGUUAAAAAAAAAAAUCUUCCACGAUAUUGCACCUUUCUAUAAUUUCUCUGAAAUUUUGGCAAAACAAUAUGUAAGAGGAACAUCAAUGGCUAAUAAGCUAACUAAAGCAGAGGGAGGUAGCUUCCGAUUCAAAAAGAAACUCAACGAUUGGAAAAUUUCCGACGAUCCCUAUUGGUGAAGUGUAUAAGGAUAAUUUAUUUAGGGAUUUUUCCGAGCUAUGCUGUCAAAGAUUUUGAAGAGACCAUCACACUGAACGGUGAUUGUACCCGAAUGUAUCCUUUGAAUUACUUUCUAGCAACUUCCAAAAGAGCUUCAUCAAGAAGCAUCAUAGGUUUAUGCACUUGGGUUUGGUCCAAAAUAGCUGUGAAGCCACUAAUAAGAGAUGGCUUGGGAACUCCAGUAGCAGUGUGCCUUAGAGAUACUAGGCACCUUGACUUCCAGAACUCUUUGUUAGCACUUGUAGAAUCUGAUCUAUCUGAGGGUCCAUUCUAUUUUAACUGUUUCCCGAGUUUUUCGUGUUCUUUGGCUGAUGUUUCUUCAUUUGAAAUCAUGAUUUUGAAGAGUAGGACACCUUUGGCAUUGACUUACUGGUAGUAUGUAAAGUGAUGUUGGACUUAAGCCCAGAGGCACUGAAGGAGCCAACUUUGGGUGAGACAGCUUAUUUUCAACCGGCUACUGGAACAAGUGGCACAACAAAAUGGCAAGAGUAUGAAUCAAAACUCCAAGAAUCUUCUUUGACUGGUAAACAGGAGUCUAAAGCACAAGACGGGAUUUCACUCGAGACCCUUUCAGAGGGCCCUGACCUUCAACAGGGCAGAUCAAUGGCUAUUAAGCUUGUUAAUGAAGGAGGAGACAACUCACCAAUCCAAAUGAACUUAGAUGAUUGGAAAUACCCUAAGAUACCCAUCAAUGAAGUGUACAAUCGUAGUCAUGAUAAAAUUGUAUCUGUGUAUGGUGAUGGUCCCUCUUUUUGGUCAAAAGCUAAAAAGAAAUUGAGUAUUUUUCCAAGCUCUGUAGUAAAAGAUUUUGAAAAAAACAAUCACACUGAAAGCAAAUGACCAGAAAUGUAUCACUUAAAUUACUAAAAGGUUUUAAGAAGUUUCUUAACACUGGGUAUGUGCAUUUCGGUCUGGUCCAAAUAGCUAUCAAGCCACUGAUGAGUGACGGGUUAGGAGAUUCAAUUAUAGUGUGUCUUACAGAUGCUAGGAUUGUUGAAUUUGAGCAAUCUUUGUUAUCAGUUGUGCAAUCAGAUCUAUCUCAAGGUCCCUUCUAUUUUAACUGCUGCCCCGAUUAUACAAUUCCUUGGAAAGAUCGCGAGAUCCUGACCUUAAAUGUUAUGAAAAGUGGAGUAACUUUGGCAUUAACAUACAGGGUAGUGUGCAAGGCAUCAACAGAUAUAACCUUAGAUGUAAGGGGGUCGAUUAGGAGAGAAACAACUUAUUUUCAACCCAUGUCUACUACUGGGAUUGAACGAACUACAACAUGGGAUAAGGUGCAAUUUCCAGAGUCGUGGACUAAUGUGUAAACUAGAGGCUUAAGCAAAAGAUUGGGAGUAUACUCAAGACUCUUCCGAACGACCGUGUCAUACUUAGUUAUUUACUGAAACAGAUGAUGAAUUGAUGAUGAUAAUCUUCUCUGUUGGCCUUAAGCUCUAAGGUACAUUGCAUUAAAAGGGUGUUGGUUUAAGUUUGAAUUACAGUCUGUAAUAUCUUGAGUAUUCUGUGAAGCUUAAUGGAUAAUACGUUUUGGUUUUUAAGCAUGUAUUUCAAAGGAUUGUUGUUGUAUAAGAAGUACUCCGUAUAUAA